AGCAUCUCCAGAAAAUUUCUAAGCUUCACACACUACGAUCUCGGAAAGCUUACCCCCACAACAUAUAUAAAUACCGUAGCUUUCCCACAAUCUCCAACGUCCAAACAAUCAAAAAACAGAGAAAGAGAGAGAAUUCAAGAAGAUGGGGAACGCCAUCAUGUACAGAAGAAAGAAGGCGAAGGUGAUGAAGAUCGACGGCGAGACCUUCCGGCUAAAAACUCCUGCGACGGCGAGCGAAGCCACUAAGGAAUAUCCCGGAUUCGUCCUCCUAGAUUCCGACGCCGUCAAAAGCUUCGGCGUUCGUGCCAAGCCGCUCGAUCCGAAUCAGAUCCUGAAGCCGAAGAAGACGUAUUUCCUCGUCGAGCUCCCGAAGCGUCCGCCGGAGACGACGGCAGUGGCGGCGGAGGAGGGAAGCGGGCUUCCGUACCGGCGAGUCAUGUCCGGCAUCCACAUCAGCGCGAAGGAGCGGUUAGAGAUGCUUAUGCUCUCCCGGAGAACCGUCUCCGACGUGACGAUCGACAGACGCGGUGGCGGAGAUGGGGCUGGGCCGGUGAGGGUGAGGCUGAGGUUGCCGAGGUCUCAGGUGACGAAGCUCGUGGAAGAGAGCCACGACGCUUCCGAGAUCGCCGAGAGGAUAAUUGGCCUCUACGCGAAGAAUCCCGGCGAUAUCAACGGCGGAGACGGAGGAGAUUUUCGCCGGAAACUUGGAAUUGGUGGGGUGAGUGGGAAUUCAAAUUUCAAAUCGCAAGAGAGACAUGUGACAUUCGCGGUGGAAGAAAGAAGGGAGAUUGCAAAGAACACCAAAAAUAUUCAUUAUUAGAUCAGAAAAUUUCAUUUCCCUUUUCCCCUCUAUGUAUAUUUCAUUUUGUUAGGACACACAUUAUCUUUUACAUAUUAAACAUUCCAUGUGUAUAUCAUUUUGAAAUUAGUUUUUUUUA
This is a messenger RNA of Tarenaya hassleriana, 938 nucleotides long. RefSeq lists its product as uncharacterized. The coding region runs from base 143 to 820 and encodes 225 amino acids. The record is from RefSeq and is a predicted model, not a curated record. The transcript is spliced from 2 exons. Lineage: Eukaryota; Viridiplantae; Streptophyta; Magnoliopsida; Brassicales; Cleomaceae.